AUGGCUUCAGAAAUUAAUCCCAAGUCAGAAGCCUACGAUGGCGGAUCCCCACGAUAUGACGAGAAGCACGGCACCACGGAGCCUAUCGAGGCACCCAAGAAAUCAUGGGCUCUGCGUAAUGGUCUCACCCCCGAGUCUUUCAAGCCCCACGAGGAUCAUGGCAAGGGCACCGUUGAGCUUGCGCGGGACAUGAAGCCUCGUCAUCUUAACAUGAUUGCGAUUGGUGGCAGUAUUGGUGCGGGUUUCUUCGUUGGUAGUGGUGCUGCGCUACAGACUGGUGGACCUGGAUCACUGACCAUUGGUUUCUUGAUCAUGGGUGUCAUGAUUUUCAAUGUCGUCUACGCGCUUGGUGAACUCGCUGUCAUGUACCCCGUUUCCGGUGGUUUCUAUACCUAUGCCAAUCGUUUCGUGGAUCCCUCUUGGGGUUUCGCCAUGGGUUGGAAUUAUGUCAUGCAAUGGGCUUUUGUUCUUCCUCUCGAGUUGACGGUUUGUGGUACUGUCAUCCAGUACUGGGCACCAGAUACCAGUGUGGCUAUCUGGGUCAGCGUCUUCCUUGCCGUUAUCAUUCUCGUGAAUAUCUUCGGAACUCUUGGAUAUGCAGAGGAAGAAUUCUGGGCAGCCCUGCUCAAACUCUCCGCCACCGUUAUCUUCAUGAUCAUCGCUGUUGUGCUUGUUUGUGGAGGUGGUCCAUCCGAUGGUCUCUACAACGAGUACUGGGGCGCCCGUCUUUGGCAUAACCCUGGCGCUUUUCAACAUGGUUUCCGUGGUUUCUGCGGUGUCUUCGUCACGGCUGCUUUCUCCUUCAGUGGAACCGAACUUGUCGGUCUGGCCGCCGCCGAAGCUCAGAACCCCGCUAAAGCCCUUCCCGGUGCCAUCAAGCAAGUCUUUUGGCGAAUCACCCUCUUCUACGUCGUCGGUCUCCUUCUUGUUGGAUUUUUGGUCAGCUCUACCGAUGAAAGACUGCUUAACUCUGGAAACAACGACCCAAGCGCAUCUCCCUUUGUUAUCGCCGCUUCUAACGCUAAACUUCACGGCUUCGACUCCUUCAUGAACGUCAUUAUCCUGGUUUCCGUCCUGUCUAUUGGUGUAUCUUGUGUCUAUGGUGGUAGCCGAACGCUAGUUGCCUUGUCGCAGCAGGGAUACGCUCCCAAGUUCUUUUCCUUCAUCGAUAAGUCGGGCCGACCUCUUCCCGCGGUUGUAUCUAUCAUCGCAAUUGGUGCCCUUGGAUACAUUAGUGUCAACGGCGAGGGAAACACUGUUUUCGUCUGGUUGCAGGCUCUGUCCGGUCUGGCUGCCUUGUUCACUUGGGGCUCCAUUUGCCUUUGCCAUAUCCGUUUCCGACAAGCCUGGAAAUACCACGGCCACACUCUCGACGAAAUCCCCUUCAAGCACGUUUUUGGUGUUUAUGGAUCUUGGGUCGGACUUAUCCUCAUUGUCAUCGUUCUCAUUGCACAAUUCUACACCGCCAUGACCAACAUCGAUGGAUCUCUUGGUACUGCUGAGGGCUUCUUCCAGUCCUACCUGGCCAUGCCUGUUGUGAUUCUGUUCUACAUCAUCGGAUACAUCUGGAAGAGAGAGGGUUGGAGGAAGGUCAGUGAGAUCGAUCUGGAUACUGGUCGUCGUGAGCAUGAUUGGGAUACCAUCAAUGCUUACCGUGAGAAGCUUGCCAACGGUCCUGCCUGGAAGCGUGUCAUGCAUCACCUGUUCUAA
This is a messenger RNA of Fusarium coffeatum, 1710 nucleotides long. RefSeq lists its product as uncharacterized. Gene Ontology annotation, biological process: amino acid transmembrane transport. Lineage: Eukaryota; Fungi; Ascomycota; Sordariomycetes; Hypocreales; Nectriaceae. The coding region runs from base 1 to 1710 and encodes 569 amino acids. Gene Ontology annotation, molecular function: amino acid transmembrane transporter activity. Gene Ontology annotation, cellular component: membrane. The record is from RefSeq and is a predicted model, not a curated record. The transcript is spliced from 5 exons.